AAGUCAAAUGUGGACGGUCCUUGGCUUGUGGUCAGCGGGAACGAAGCGUGCGAUCUGGACAGUACCGUGUGUGCACUGGCCUAUGCAUUUUUCAAACAGAUGCAACUAGGUGACACUGCCGUUGUCAUUCCGCUAUGCUAUGUCAACCGCGCCGAUAUGCAUUUACGUAGCGAGGUAGUCUUUUGGCUCAAUCACUGUCACGUGUGUUUGGACUCCCUGAUUUACACGGAUGAUUUAUUGACCCCGGAACACAACCUAGAGGCUUGCAAAACGCAGCUGAUUUUGGUGGACCAUAACAAGGCCACGGGCCGAUUGGCGAACAUGCGGUGGCCGGUUAUCGAGAUCAUUGAUCAUCAUCAGUUGGAGUCGGCUGACAAUCAGCAGUUAACCAAUUGUAGACUGAAGAGAAUGGAACGUGUUGGUUCUUGUGCUACACUUAUCACGGAAUUGUUGAUGCAAAGUAGCUGUGUGGAUCGUAUACCAUGUGUCGUUUGGGAAUUACUGUACGGUGCCAUUUUGAUCGAUACUGUCGGAUUAUCACUCAGAGGUCAGAAAGCAGGAAGAUUGACUAAUCUGGAUCUGUUGAUGGCCACCCGGAUUGAGGACCGUAUUGGUUGUAAGCUGUUUUCCGGUGGCGUUUCGCGCGAGAGAAUUUUUUCGGAAGUCGAGGAGGCUAAGUUUGAUGUCAAAGGUAAUAAUCUUUUAAUAUGA
Molecule: messenger RNA, 711 nt
Organism: Echinostoma caproni
Lineage: Eukaryota; Metazoa; Platyhelminthes; Trematoda; Plagiorchiida; Echinostomatidae
Source: the annotation of a GenBank genome assembly